Callorhinus ursinus (northern fur seal) is the source of this 4328-nucleotide messenger RNA. RefSeq names its product cadherin 1 (gene CDH1). Gene Ontology annotation, molecular function: beta-catenin binding; calcium ion binding; cadherin binding. The record is from RefSeq and is a predicted model, not a curated record. Gene Ontology annotation, cellular component: cytoplasm; flotillin complex; apical junction complex. Gene Ontology annotation, biological process: cell-cell junction assembly; calcium-dependent cell-cell adhesion; cell migration. NCBI's taxonomy places the organism in Eukaryota, Metazoa, Chordata, Mammalia, Carnivora, Otariidae.
GCACUGCGGAGCACCUGUGAGUUUGCGGAAGUGCUGCCGUACUGUCGCCCCGCCAAGCUCCGCAGGACCCGACCCCUGCUCGGCCCGCCAUGGGCUCUCGGUACCCUAGCGUCUCCGCGCUCCUGCUGCUGCUACAGGUUUCAUCGUGGCUCUGCCAGGAGCCCGAGCCCUGCCGUCCUGGCUUUGGCGCUGACAGCUACACGUUCACAGUGCCCCGGCGACAUUUGGAGAGAGGCCGAGUCCUGGGCAGAGUGAAUUUUGAAGGAUGUACCGGUCAACCAAGGACAGCCUAUAUUGCUGAUGACACACGAUUCAAAGUGAGCACAGAUGGUGUGGUUGCAGUCAAGCGGCCUCUCCACCUUCAUAAACCGGAGAUGAAUUUUCUAGUCCAUGCCUGGGACUCCAGCCGCAGGAAGCUCUCCACCAGAGUUAUACUGAAGGCAGCCGAGCACCACCACCACCGCCGCCGUCAUGACGCUCUCUCUGAAGCCCAGACAGAAGUGCUCAUGUUUCCCAACUCCCAGCAUGGUCUUAGAAGACAGAAGAGAGACUGGGUUAUCCCUCCUAUCAGCUGCCCUGAAAAUGAGAAAGGCCCAUUUCCUAAAAAUCUGGUUCAGAUCAAAUCUAACAGGGACAAAGAAAUCAAGGUUUUCUACAGCAUCACUGGCCAAGGAGCUGACACACCUCCUGUUGGUGUGUUUGUUAUUGAAAGAGAAACAGGAUGGCUGAAGGUGACAGAGCCUCUGGAUAGAGAACAAAUUGCCAAGUACAUUCUCUACUCUCACGCCGUGUCUUCUAAUGGGAAUGCAGUGGAAGACCCAAUGGAGAUCGUGAUCACGGUGACAGAUCAGAAUGACAACAAGCCCGAGUUCACCCAGCAGGUCUUUGAAGGAUCUGUCAUGGAAGGUGCUCUUCCAGGCACCUCCGUGAUGCAGGUCACAGCCACAGAUGCGGAUGACGAUGAGAACACCUACAACGCCGCCAUUGCUUACCGCAUCGUCACCCAAGAGCCCCUCCUGCCUAACGGCAUGAUGUUCACUAUCAACAAGGACAAAGGAGUUAUCAGCGUGCUCACCACCGGGCUGGACCGGGAGAGUAUUCCCACAUACAGCCUGGUGGUUGAGGCUGCUGACCUGCAAGGUGAAGGCUUAAGUACCACCGCAACAGCUGUGAUCACAGUCACUGACAUCAACGAUAACCCCCCCGUCUUCAAACCCACCACGUACCAGGGGCAGGUGCCUGAGAACAAGGCUAACGUUGAAAUCACCGUACUCAAAGUGACUGAUGACGAUGUCCCCAAUACCCCAGCAUGGCAGGCUGUGUACACCAUAUUGAACAAUAACAAUGAGCAAUUUGUUGUCACCACAGACCCAGUAACCAACGACGGCAUUUUGAAAACAGCUAAGGGCUUGGAUUUCGAGGCCAAGCAGCAGUAUAUUCUGUACGUGACCGUGGUGAAUGUAGCCCCAUUUGAGGUCAUUCUCUCCACCUCCACAGCCACCGUCACUGUGGACGUGGAGGAUGUGAAUGAAGCCCCCGUCUUUGUGCCUUGUCCAAAGACAGUGGAAAUACCUGAAGACUUUGGUGUGGGCCUGGAAAUCACAUCCUACACUGCCACGGAUCCAGAUAGUUUUAUGGGACAGAGGAUAAUGUAUCGGAUUUGGAGGGAUGCUGCCAAUUGGCUGGAGAUUAAUCCAGAAUCUGGUGCCAUUUUCACUCGGGCUGAGCUGGACAGAGAGGACACGGAGCAUGUGAAGAACAGCACGUACGAGGCCCUCAUUAUAGCCAUUGAUACGGGUUCUCCAGUUGCUACUGGAACGGGAACCCUUCUCCUCAUCCUCUCUGAUGUGAAUGACAAUGGCCCCAUACCAGAACCUCGAAAUAUGGACUUCUGUCAGAAGAAUCCACAGCCUCGUGUCAUCAACAUCAUUGAUCCAGAUCUCCCCCCCAACACAUCUCCCUUCACAGCAGAACUAACACACGGGGCAAGUGUCAACUGGACCAUUGAGUACAAUGACCAAGCCCAUGAAUCUCUAAUUUUGAAGCCGAAGAAAACCUUAGAGUUGGGUGACUACAAAAUAAAUCUUAAGCUCACAGAUAACCAGAACAAGGACCAGGUGACCACCCUAGAUGUGUUCAUGUGUGACUGCGAAGGGGUCGUCAACAGCUGCAAGAGGACGGCGGCCUACGCCGAAGCAGGCUUGCAGGUUCCCGCCAUUCUGGGCAUUCUUGGAGGAAUCCUCGCUUUACUAAUCCUGAUUCUGCUGCUUCUGCUGUUUGUUCGGAGGAGAGGGGUGGUCAAAGAGCCCUUGCUACCCCCAGAAGAUGACACCCGGGACAACGUUUACUAUUAUGAUGAAGAAGGAGGUGGAGAAGAGGAUCAGGACUUUGACUUGAGCCAGUUGCACAGGGGCCUGGAUGCUCGGCCCGAAGUGACUCGCAAUGAUGUGGCGCCAACCCUCCUGAGUGUGCCCCAGUACCGGCCCCGCCCUGCCAAUCCUGAUGAAAUUGGAAAUUUUAUUGAUGAAAACCUGAAGGCAGCGGACACUGACCCCACCGCUCCUCCUUACGACUCUCUGCUCGUGUUUGACUAUGAAGGAAGCGGUUCUGAAGCUGCUAGUCUGAGCUCCUUGAACUCCUCAGAGUCAGACCAAGACCAGGACUAUGACUACCUGAACGAAUGGGGCAGUCGCUUCAAGAAGCUGGCGGACAUGUACGGGGGUGGGGAGGACGACUAGGGGUCUUGAGACAAAUGAGGAAGGAGAUGGGUCCUUACGCCAUGUGGGGGAGAGUGCAGGGGUCAUGGUUUUCCAGCUCCCUUCACUUGAGAUGAGUUUCUGGGGAAGAGAGACUGCUCAGUGAUGCAGUUAGGAUAGUUAGUAUUACCACUUGAUAGAUCUAAUCUGUGUUUUGACCUGUUCUUUGAAGCUUUUUUUCUUUCAUCAUUCUUUAAAUGGUGAUGCUGUCCAAAAGCCACCCACACGUUUAAUAUUUCAAAAGAAUAGCUUCAGCCUCCAGAAGGUUCUGCUAGCAACUUGGAGGUUAGGUUCUGCUAGCAAUUUACAGAUUUCCUUACACGCUUUUGUCUCAUUUUUUUUAAAGAAAGGGGGGGACUCAACUACCCUAUUGUGUGUGUGUCUGUGUAAUUAUUUUUAAUUUGUGUUCUUUUUUUCUCCUAUCACUGCUCUGGUGUCCCCUGUUCUAAUACCCACUCUUACUCCUUUUGAACUUCUAUUGCCCCAGACAGGAGUUCUCUGAUGGAGAAAUUGUUGGGCCAUUUCAGGAUAGGAGACUUGGUCUUAGCCUGGCCAGAGUGUGACUGGGUAUUGUGGACUCGUAAGACCUUUAAUGGUUCUCCUUUUUUAUUUCCUAAGUACAUAACUUGAAAUUGGUGUCCAUCCAUUUACUUGUUCUGCGUAAAUAUAUUUGUUAUGUGUAUGUCAUUAUUGAGGUACUUUGGUUCUAAAUGGGGAGCGCUGAGCAGAAAAGGUGGUGAGUUUUCAGGUGCCACUCAACUUCUAAUGUUCAUUUAUCACUCAAGAGUGAUCUCUUUCAACACUUAAUGAUGGUGCCUAAGUGCUGCAGCCAAAGACGGAAGGAGGUUUGUCACAGCUGAGGGCAACAUGAGAAAUGUGCUUGGAGGUGGCAGGAGAGAUGUGUCAUUGAGCCUGGCAGUUUAGCAAACUGAGGCUGAGGAUGAUUGAGGUGGCUCUUACCUCUAGUCCUGAAAAUUCUGAAGAGUGGAAGAAUCUCAACAUGUGUGUCCUAUCAGGAUCCUCAGACCAGAGUUUGUACCUGAAGCCCAGAAUCCCCAGGUGCCUGCUUUUGUUGAUGUCUACAGAAAAUGCUGGCUGAUCUGGACACAUUUACCCCAAAUUCCAAGAGUUCGUAGAAAACCGAGGAUAUUAGGAAAUCCAAUUUUUUCCCCUUAGGAGCAGGAAGAAAAUAUGGCACUAAAGGGUGCUAGCAAGGGGAGGGUGGAGAGAACUUUGAUUUGGAUCUUCUUUUAAUUGAAAUGCGAACUUCAAGAAACUUUUGACAACCACAGAAAAUAAUUUUAUCUAAAUUGCUUUACUGUCAGCUGUUUUUCAAAGGAAAAAAAAUCAUUCCUGCAAUCACUUCUUGGAAUUCUUUUGAUUUUUUAGCAAUUUAAACUCUAAUGUAGUCUUGUGUAGAGAAUGUUACUAUAAUUUUGAGUGUAUACAUGUGUGGGUGCGGAUAAUUUUGUAUUUUCUUUGGGGGUGGAAAAGGAAAACAAUUUAAGCUGAGAGAAUUCUUAAAUAUUCAUUUUUAUAAAUUUUAUUAAAGAAUUUUGUUAAACCAGUGUC